This is a messenger RNA of Mercenaria mercenaria, 3804 nucleotides long. RefSeq names its product trichohyalin-like. The record is from RefSeq and is a predicted model, not a curated record. The transcript is spliced from 2 exons. Lineage: Eukaryota; Metazoa; Mollusca; Bivalvia; Venerida; Veneridae. The coding region runs from base 216 to 2324 and encodes 702 amino acids.
UCCAACUGUUUGAAGAAGAGGAAGAAAAACACUUCCAAAACAAUUUGGAAGGAUUAUCUAACAGAGAAAGGGGAAGAAAAAGAGACAAAAGAAACCGACUAUGGAGCACAUUCCGAGAUCAAGAGUGGAAAAUUUAUGAAUGGGAUAUAAGCAAAUUUAAAUAUGCUUUAGUAGACUCCAAAAUCUUUAAGUUAGAUCAAACUGAUGAGUCAGGUAUGCCAAUUAGCGAGCACAUUGCCAAGAUAAAAGACAUUCGGAACAAAACUGCUCAUUUCACAACAGCAACCUGUGAUAAUGCCACUUUCCAAGAAACUUUAAAGACAAUAGGUGAUCACAUAAAAGCAUUAGAAUUAGCACAAUUGAACGUGUCCCCACACCUUGAAGAAUUACAGAGAGUACAAUCACAGGAAAAACCUGUUUCUGGUGAGAAAUGGUGGGAGAUGAGAACACAGUUUGAAACGCUGAAAAUUCAGCAACAGAUAUAUGAAGAAAGAGAGAAGAGAUAUAUAAUUCUAGAAAAAUCAAAUGAAGAAAAGGAAAAACAUUCCAGAGAACUAGAAUCACAAAAGCAAAAACAUUCAGAGGAACUUGAAAAAUUCCAUAAUAAAAAUUACUUACAAAAGCUGAGAUAUCAUAAAAAACUUAAAAGACUGCAAUCUGAGCUUAAAACAUAUUCAGCAGAACUUGAAAGACUAAAAUUGGAAAAUGAAAGACUAGAAUGGGACAAUAAAUCACAGAUGCACAGAUAUUCAGAGGAACUUGAAAGACUUAAAUCUGAAAAUGAUUUUUUAGACAAUCUUGAAAGACUUCAAACAGAAAAUGAAAGACUUCAAUCAGAAAAUGAAUUACAGAUGCAAACAUGUUCUGAGGAACUUGAAAGACUACAGUCAGAGAAUGAAAGACUUCAAUCAGAAAAUGAAUUACAGAUGCAGCCAUAUUCUGAGGAACUUGAAAGACUCCAGUCAGAAAAUGAAUUACAGAUGCAACAAUAUUCUGAGGAGCUUGAAAGACUCCAGUCAGAAAAUGAAAGACUUCAAUCAGAAAAUGAAAUACAGAUGCAACCAUAUUCUGAGGAGCUUGAAAGACUCCAGUCAGAAAAUGAAAGACUUCAAUCAGAAAAUGAAAUACAGAUGCAACCAUAUUCUGAGGAACUUGAAAGACUCCAGUCAGAAAAUGAAAGACUUCAAUCAGAAAAUGAAAUACAGAUGCAACCAUAUUCUGAGGAGCUUGAAAGACUCCAGUCAGAAAAUGAAAGACUUCAAUCAGAAAAUGAAAUACAGAUGCAACCAUAUUCUGAGGAACUUGAAAGACUCCAGUCAGAAAAUGAAAGACUUCAAUCAGAAAAUGAAAUACAGAUGCAACCAUAUUCUGAGGAGCUUGAAAGACUCCAGUCAGAAAAUGAAAGACUUCAAUCAGAAAAUGAAAUACAGAUGCAACCAUAUUCUGAGGAACUUGAAAGACUCCAGUCAGAAAAUGAAAGACUUCAAUCAGAAAAUGAAUUACAGAUGCAAACAUAUUCUGAGGAACUUGAAAGACUUCAAUCAGAAAAUGAAUUACAGAUGCAACAAUAUUCUGAGGAACUUGAAAGACUCCAGUCAGAAAAUGAAAGAAUUCAAUUAAAAAUUAAAUACAGAUGCAACACUAUUCUGAGGAACUUGAAAAACGAAUUACAGAUGCAACAAUAUUCUGAGGAACUUGAAAGACUCCUGUCAGAAAAUGAAAGACUUCAAUCAGAAAAUGAAUUCCAGAUGCAACCAUAUUCUGAGGAACUUGAAAGACUCCAGUCAGAAAAUGAAUUACAGAUGCAACAAUAUUCUGAGGAACUUGAAAGACUUCAGUCAGAAAAUGAAUUACAGGUGCAACAAUAUUGGGAGGAACUUGAAAGACUCCAGUCAGAAAAUGAAAGACUUCAAUCAGAAAAUAAAUUACAGAUGCAAUCAUAUGUUGAGGAACUUGAAAGACUCCAGUCAGAAAAUGAAUUACAGAUGCAACAAUAUUCUGAGGAACUUGAAAGACUUCAGUCAGAAAAUGAAUUACAGGUGCAACAAUAUUGGGAGGAACUUGAAAGACUCCAGUCAGAAAAUGAAAGACUUCAAUCAGAAAAUAAAUUACAGAUGCAAUCAUAUGUUGAGGAACUUGAAAGACUCCAGUCAGAAAAUGAAUUACAGGUGCAACAAUAUUGGGAGGAACUUGAAAGACUCCAGUCAGAAAAUGAAAGACUUCAAUCAGAAAAUGAAUUACAGAUGCAAACAUAUUUUGAGGAACUUGUAAAACUCCAUUCAGAAAAGGAAAGACUCCAAUCUAAAUAUGAAUUACAGUUAUAAACACAUUCAAAGGAACUUGAAAGAUUCCAAUUGGUAAUGAAUUACAGACCCAAACAUAUUCAGAGGACUUUGAGAGACUCAAAUCAAAAGAAGAAUUACAGACGCAAGCAAAAAAGCAAGAAAAUGAAAGACUCUAAGAUGAAAAUGAAAGACUGUAAAAAUUAAUUACAUACUUGUAAAUGUAUACAGAGGAACUUGAAAAAUUUCAAUCUGAAAGUGAGGGACUCUAAUCUUCAGGAAAAAGAAUUACAGAAACAAACAUAUUCAAACUUUAACUGUCUCAAGAGUGACAAAUUCUACUCCCACAAUAUGGCCUUGUCACAGAAGUAAGCCAAUGUCAAGUCAAACUGUUCCGAGUCACUGUGACCUUGACCUCUGACCUACUGACCUCAAAAUCAAUAGGGCUUAUCUGUUAGUCAUGACCAACCUUCAUAUAUCGACUUUCAUUUAUGGGGGUAUAACAAACUUUUAAGACAUUAAAAAUGAAACAAUGAUAUGAAAAUGAGUGAAUUUACAGACAAACUUCAAUAAAACCAUCAGAAGAUUGUUUGGAAGCAUAGAACACAACUUAGCGAAAAGAGAGUAUUGACCGGCUAUGGAUUUCCAUGUUCUGUCUGCUGUGACCUUGACCCUUAUCAAAGUGACCCCAAAAUCAAUAGGGGUCAUCUACUGUGCAUGUCCAAUCAUCCUAUGAAGUUUCAACAUCCUGGGUCAAGUGGUUCUCAAGUUAUUGAUCAGAAAUGACUUUCCAUGUUCAAGUCCCUGUGACCUUGACCUUUAACAGAGUAACCCCAAAAUCAAUAGGGGUCAUCUACUCUGCAUGUCCAAUCAUCCUAUUAAGUUUCAACAUUCUGGGUCAAGUGGUUCUCAUCUUAUUGACUGGAAAGAGCUUUCUAUGUUCAGCCACCUGUGAGCUUGACCUUUGAUGGAGAGACCCCAAAAACGUUAGGGGUCAUCUAUUCUGUAAGUCCUAUCACCCUAAGAAGUUUGAAGGUUCUAGGUCAAAUAGUUCUCAAAUUAUUGACCGAAAAUAGAUUUCCAUGCUGUGACCGUAACCUUUAAUAGAGUGACCCCAAAAUCAUAAGGGGUCAUCUACUCUGCAUGUCCAAUCACCCUAUGAAGUUUCAACAUUCUGGGUCAAGUGGUUCUCAUGUUAUUGAUUGGAAAUGGUUUUCCAUGUUCUGGCCCCUAUGACCUUGACCUUUAACAAAGUGACCCAAAAAACAACAGGAGUCAUCUACUCUGCAUGACCAAUCACCCUAUAAAGUUUCAAGAUUCUGGGUAAAGUGGUUCUCAAGUUACUGAUCGGAAAUGGUUUUCAAUGUUCAGGCCCCUGUGACCUUGACCUUUGAUGGAUUGACCCCAAAAACAAUAGCAGCCAUCUACUCCAUAAACCCUACCACCCUAUGAAGUUUGAAGGUUCUAGGUCAAAUGGCUCUCUAGUUAUUGCCCGGAAAUGAAGUGUGAAGUACAGACAGAC